UAGUAUAGCCUACACUACAGUGCAAGCUAUCUCCUUCUUCAUCGUCACCUCAAACCCAAAAACCCCUUUUAAUUCCCAUAUUAAUUGGCUUCAAUUUUUCGCUAGGGUUUUCCAGACUUUGAAAUUUCAAGUAAAAAAGAACAAUGAAAAAUCUGAAGCUUUAUUCCGAGAUUACAUCGAAUCUUCAGUUACAAUCAGAAGGCGAAGUAUUACUGUUCUCUGCUUACGACAUUGAAAGAAAUCGCUUCUUCUUUGCUUCUUCGUAUAAUCUUAUUUACACACUCCAUCUUUCUUCUCUCCAAAAUGAGCGAGCAUGGACGAAAGGUCCUUUACAAGCAGAAAUUGAUCCAUUGGAUUUGGAGCCUGAGGAUGUCAUUACCUCCUUUGAUUAUCUAAUGGAGAAAGAAGCACUGAUAGUGGGCACUUCUAAUGGACUGUUACUGCUGCAUAACGUGGAUGGAAAGGAAACGGAAGUUGUUGGUCGAGUUGAAGGUGGAGUCAAGUGCAUUUCACCUAGUCCUGAUGGAGACUUGCUAGGUGUAACUACUGGUUUAGGGCAACUACUGGUGAUGACUCAUGAUUGGGAUUUGUUGUACGAGACUGCUUUGGAGGACCAACCUGAUGGAGUUGACGUACGUGAACCAAAAUUUCCAUCUGGAGAAAUGUUUGGCAGCCCCAUCACAUGGAGAGGUGAUGGGAAGCACUUUGCCACUCUAAGCGAGGUGUUGAAUUCUUCGAGUAAGAGGCUUAAGGUCUGGGAACGGGAUGGUGGAGCUGUACAUGCUUCCUCUGAACCAAAGGAAUUAAUGGGGUCUAUUCUGGACUGGAUGCCUAGUGGAGCAAAGAUUGCUGCCGUUUGUGACAGGAAGGCACAGAACGAAGGUCCAUCAAUAGUUUUCUUUGAAAGAAAUGGGUUAGAAAGAAGCUCGUUUCUCAUUGGUGAACCAAUUGACGCAACUGUAGAACAUCUGAAGUGGAAUUGCAGUUCUGAUCUUCUUGCAGCUGUUGUUAGAUGUGGAAAUUAUGAUUCUGUGAAGAUCUGGUUUUUCAGCAACAAUCAUUGGUAUCUAAAGCAUGAAAUCAAAUACUCGAGGAAAGAUGGUGUUAGAUUCAUGUGGGAUCCAACAAAGUCACAGCAAUUAAUUUGUUGGUCUCUUGAUGGACAAGUCACAGUUUACAAGUUCUUUUGGGUUACAGCCGUCACGGAUGAAUCAAACGCUUUAGUUAUUGAUGGCUCUAAGAUACUUGUGACCCCUCUUCCUGUGUUCUUAAUGCCACCUCCUAUGUAUUUAUUCAGCCUUAAUUUUCCAAGUGCUGUUCGGGAAGUGGCUUUUUAUUCCAUGAAUGGUAAGAACCGCUUGGCUGCAUUGUUAUCAAAUGGUUGUCUGUGUGUUGCAGAGCUUCCAACACCUGACACUUGGGAAUCUCUAGAAGGCAAAGAAUUUAGUGUGGAACCAUGUGCAUCUGCAAUCCCAUUGGGAUCCUUUGUACAUCUUAUAUGGCUGGAUCCACAUGUGCUUCUUGCUGUUUCUCAUCAUGGAUUCAAUCACAGCAACUGUUAUUUCCAACCCUCUUCAAACGAGGAUAGGCUUCUUGGUUUCUAUUUGCAGGAGAUCGAGCUCUCUUGUUCUGAAGAUAAUGUCCCAGGUCUACUGACAUGCUCUGGUUGGCAUGCAAAAGUUUCAUAUCGAAAUUUGUUGGAAGGACUUGUAAUCGGUGUUGCUCCCAAUCCUGCUAAAAGAAGCUCAGCUUUUGUUCAGUUUGAUGGUGGAGAAGUUUUUGAGUAUACAUCUAAGUUGGGAAUUAACAAACUCGAUUUUAAACAUGAUGAGUUAAGGUUUUCUUCAUCUUGCUCCUGGAUGAAUGUGGUUCUAGUUGGUGUCACUGAACCAUCAAAGCUUUUGCUUUUUGGUCUUGAUGAUAUGGGUAGGCUGCACGUCGGUAGGAAAAUAUUAUGCAGCAAUUGCAGCAGUUUCUCAUUUUACUCUAAUUUAGCUGACAAUGUAAUCACACAUUUGAUCCUUGCAACAAAACAAGAUUUGCUCUUUAUUGUUGACAUCGGUGAUAUAUUGCAUGGAGAACUUGAAUUAACAUAUGAAAACUUUAUCCAUGUUGGUAACAAACGAAGGGAAGAGGAGAAUAUUAACUUCAUAAAUAUUUGGGAAAGAGGGGCCAAAGUUGUUGGUGUUUUGCAUGGAGAUGAAGCUGCUGUUAUAUUGCAAACAAAUCGUGGAAAUCUGGAGUGCAUCUAUCCAAGAAAAUUGGUGCUAGCCUCAAUUGUCAAUGCUUUGAACCAAAGACGCUUUAGGGAUGCACUUCUUAUGGUUAGGCGGCACAGGAUUGAUUUUAAUGUGAUUGUUGAUUAUUGUGGGUUGCAAGUGUUUAUUCAAUUAGCUUCCGAGUUUGUCAAGCAGGUCAAAAAUUUGAGUUACAUAACUGACUUUGUUUGUGCUAUUAAACAUGAAAAUGUGACGGAGAAACUUUACAAAAAGUUUCUCUCUCCACCUAGCUGCAAGGAGCAAAAGGAUCUGUUAACUAAUGAUUUCAAGGGUUCUGAUGCUAGUUUAGAUGCAAAUAACAAGGUCUCAUUGGUGCUUCUGGCCAUAAGAAGGGCUCUUGAUGAACAAGUACCCGAAAGUCCUGCAAGGGAGCUCUGUAUUUUGACCACUCUGGCUCGUAGUGAUCCCCCUGCUCUUGAAGAGGCUUUGGAGAGGGUAAAAGUAAUCCGGGAGAUGGAGUUAUCAGGUUCUGACGACCCAAGACAAGUAAAUUUCCCUUCUGCUGAAGAAGCUCUAAAACAUCUACUGUGGUUAUCAGAUCCAGAGGCUGUCUUUGAAGCUGCUUUAGGUCUUUAUGAUUUGAACCUUGCAGCUAUUGUGGCUCUGAACUCUCAGCGGGACCCUAAGGAAUUUCUUCCCUUUCUCCAGGAAUUGGAACGUAUGCCUGAUCUCUUGAUGCGCUAUAAUAUUGACCUUAGGCUGCACAGGUUUGAGAAGGCUCUCAAACACAUUGUAUCCGCAGGUGACAGCCAUUUCUUUGAUUGCAUGAACCUUAUGAAGAAAAACCCUCAACUUUUUCCUCUAGGACUUCAGCUGAUAACUGAUAAUACAAAAAGAGGGCAAGUACUUGAGGCUUGGGGAGAUCAUCUUAGUGAUGAAAAAUGCUUUGAAGAUGCUGCUGCCACUUACUUGUGUUGCACCAAUUUGCAAAAGGCUUUGAAGGCAUAUCGUGAAUGUGGUCAUUGGAGUGGCAUGCUGACAGUAGCCGGGCUUAUGAAGCUAGAAAAGAAUGAGGUAUUGCAACUGGCUCAUGAGCUUUCUGAAGAACUCCAAGCCCUUGGUAAACCUGGAGAAGCUGCCAAGAUUGCUUUGGAGUACUGUGGGGAUAUUAAUGGUGGGAUUAAUUUGCUCAUCAGUGCAAGGGACUGGGAAGAGGCUUUGAGGGUUGCUUUUUUGCAUAGCAGAGAGGAUUUAGUCUCGGUAGUGAAAAAUGCAGCGCUUGAAUGUGCGAGCAGCCUAAUAGAUGAAUAUAAAGAAGGGCUUGAAAAAGUGGGGAAAUAUUUGGCUCGCUAUUUAGCUGUUCGACAAAGAAGGUUGCUGCUUGCAGCAAAGCUGCAAUCAGAGGAAAGGUCGAUAAAUGAUCUUGAUGAUGAUACUGCUUCAGAAGCUAGUAGUACAUUCAGUGCAAUGAGUGUCUACACAAAAGGCACAAGAAAAAGCUCUGCUGCUUCAACUGCCUCAACCACAGCUAGCAGGGCAAGAGAUACCAGACGUCAGCGAAGUAGAGGAAAAAUUCGUCCUGGAAGCCCGGGUGAGGAGAUGGCUCUUGUGGAACAUUUGAAAGGCAUGUCCCUAACAGCUAGAGCAAAGCAGGAACUGAAGUCCUUGCUGGUUUCUCUUGUAAUGCUUGGUGAGGAAGAAACUGCACGGAAAUUGCAACAUGUGGGAGAGAACUUUCAACUUCCUCACAUGGCAGCAGUCAGACUAGCUGAUGAUACAUUGUCUGAUGAUACCAUAAAUGAGCAUGGACAUACUUUGGAGUGUUAUCUCCAGAAAGUAAAGACUGAACUUAAGGAUUCAGAUGCUUUUUCAUGGCGCUGUCGAGUAUUCGUUUCUCCUUGACAGGCAUAAAGGAACUGUAUACACCAUAGCUGCUAUGCAUUUUGAGAUUGGGAAGUUCAGGAGAUAGUGCAGGCAUUGGAUUAUUUAUUCUAUGGAAGAAGCCUUUCAAAAUCACCAUUGGGAUUUUGUAUUUGUACCAGUAGCUUGCUUGAUUAUGUUUUUGUUUUGAGUUCUGCUAAUAGAUGGCUAAUUAGGGCUUUGUACUUUCAGUUUUUUUUUUUACUUUAGUUGGAAUCAAAUUGUCUACUAUAACACGGUUUGUCUUUGA
Molecule: messenger RNA, 4389 nt
Organism: Gossypium raimondii (Peruvian cotton)
Lineage: Eukaryota; Viridiplantae; Streptophyta; Magnoliopsida; Malvales; Malvaceae
Product: elongator complex protein 1
Exons: 6
Coding region: 144-4121 (1325 amino acids)
Biological process (GO): tRNA wobble base 5-methoxycarbonylmethyl-2-thiouridinylation
Cellular component (GO): elongator holoenzyme complex; cytosol
Molecular function (GO): tRNA binding; protein binding
Source: RefSeq, a predicted model, not a curated record